AUGGCAAGUCAUGAUGAAACAAUAAUGUUUCGUGAUCGAGUUGAUGCUGGUCGUCGAUUAGCAGCUCACAGUGAAUUACAAAACGUGAAAUCAUUAUCACCCAAUGAAAAAGAUUCACAUCUUGUUAUUAGUUUACCACGUGGUGGUACAGUUGUCGGCGAUGAAGUUGCUAAACUAUUGGGAAUAACUCAUGAUUUAGUAUUUCCAAGAAAAAUUCCAUGUCCAGGACAGGAAGAAUUUGCUAUUGGUGCUGUAUCAGAAUUUGGCAAUGUUUUUUGGAAUGAUUAUGCUAAAAAACAUAAUCUUAUUAAUGAUCCAAAUGUACAAGAGAGUAAAAAUAAACAAAUUGAGGAAGCUCAAAGACGAAAACAAAUUUAUCGUGGAAAACGUCAACCAAUAAAUGAUUUAAGUGGAAAAACAGUUAUAUUAGUCGAUGAUGGAUUAGCUACAGGUGCAACAAUGAAAUCAGCUAUACAUACUUGUAAGCAUUUGAAUGCUAAAUCAAUAAUUGUUGCUGUUCCAUGUGGUCCUGCUGACACUAUCGAGGAAAUUCGUCCAUCAGUUAAUAAAAUAAUAUGUCUGACAAUACCACAUAAUUAUUAUGCUGUUGGACAAUGUUACAAUUCAUUCUCACAAACAACUGAUGAAGAAGUUGUUCAAGUCAUGAAAAAAUAUCAAGAUUUAACUAAUACAAAUACUCAACGGAGUUAA
Rotaria sordida is the source of this 711-nucleotide messenger RNA. NCBI's taxonomy places the organism in Eukaryota, Metazoa, Rotifera, Eurotatoria, Philodinida, Philodinidae. The record is from the annotation of a GenBank genome assembly.